AUGAAUGCCAUGUCCAUCAUUCGCGAAAUCGAGGAGAUUGAGCUGAGCAAGCACGCACCUCUCUGGGUGAAGAACCUCAAGAAGGGCGUGCUGUCGCUCUUCCAACUAGACCUCGUCAAGGGACGUCACGAGCACCACCGCGAAAAGGAGUACCACGUCAAAGAGGAUGGCCUUCACGGCGUGUGUGACACCCUGUACGUGGUGCACGAAGAAGAACACGAUUACAUAGAGGUGACCAAGAUAAAGAACCUGGAGAAGUGCGACCGGCCCAGUUAUGCCAUCUUGGGCCGGGAUGUGGCCAAGAAGUGCGUAAAGUGCGAGGCGGAGGAAACGCACCCGUCCUCUUCAACAUCGGAAGUUUAUUACGAGCUGAAGGGAACAGCACAGCACUACGUCAUCACGCACGCCUGGGCCGAGUCCGGAUACCUGUUCAAGCCUCACGGCGAGGGAAAGAAGAUCCACGUGAAAGUAAAUCGCACCCUGGACCUCCUGGAAGAGCACGAAGCCACCACGGACACCUCGGUCGGCGAUGACCACGAGAAGGAGCACUCUCUGGCUCAGGACUUCGGCACCACCCCGGACCUGACGAACCCCGAGCAGCUCAAACACCCCAAACGCUCCAUUCGAUUCGCGGAAGGCCUUCACCAGCUGGCGGAAUUGGACUACACUGACGAGGACAUCAAGGAGAUCGACAACAAGCCUAGCGGAAGCCAGCUGUUCCUGAUCCUGUUCAACUCUUUCGCGGGCUUGGACUACGAUGAGAUCAGCUGGGUAUACCAGAACCACGUGGCCUCUGCCCCGGAGGAAAAGAAGGACAACAUCCUCCACGCGUUUUUGGAUCUCCUCGCUGCCGCCGGCAUGAACCCUCACAUCGCCUUCGGCUUGAACCUGAUCAAGAGCAACCAGAUCAGCAAACUGGACGCCCACCGCUUCUACGGAAGGCUCCACCUGAACCUGAAGGAAGUCAGCCCUGCCUUGAUCCUCGAAAUUGCCGACUCGUGCAAAUCGGAGGCCGUCAAGAGCCACCCGGGAACUUGGAGCGCCUGCAAGUUCGCCGCCAGCACGAUAGCGAGCGGCAAGGGAUGCAAGCACGCGCACGAUGACCACGAGGAGGACCACGGCACCUGCAGACCCGAUAUCGUCUCGCACAUCUUUAACUACUCCGUGACCCCGGCCGACACACACCACGAGCCCCAGUUCGAGAGCACCGUCUACCUGCGCAUGGCGGGCAACCUGGGCACUCGUAAAGCCAUGCACUACCUGGAGCGAUUCAUCUGCAAUUGUCAGGAGGAGCCCAAAAGGAUGGCCGCCCUGUGGGCGCUGAAGCAGGCAUCCAAGAACCAUCCUGAACUGGCUCGCGCUAUCGCCUUGCCCGUGUUCUACAACACGAGUGAACCCAGCGAGAUCCGUAUCGCCUCCUUCCUCAUCAUCUUGUUCAGCCACCCAGAGAUGUACUUGCUGCGUCACAUCGCUCUGGAAAUGCUCACGGAGCCCAGCGACCAGGUGGUGUCGUUCGUGUCGAGCGCGUUCCGCACCUUGGCCAAGUCAAAGUACCCCUGCCACCGUGACCUUGCCCAACACAUGCGCUACGUGUUGCCAGAAUGGGACCACGACACAAGAUUCCGGAGGCCCAUAGACAGGGCUUCAUCUCACCUAAUAAUCUCCUCCACAUACAGCCCCAAAUACGACUACGGUGGCAUGACGUCUAUGGAGAUGAUCCGCUCACACGACAGCUACCUCCCUCGCAACUGUUACGUCAUGCUGAAGGACUACAGGGCCGGCCACUCGUACGACACACUCACCCUCGAGUUCGAGAGCUGGGGAAUGGACAAGCUGAUAAGCAGCAUGCUGGGCCCACGACCCGGAUCCUCGAAGAACCUCUGGAACUUUUUGGGCCGUCGACGAAUUCCGCGUGACGCAUCGGCUAAAGAGCGAAAGGAGAUCGAGGACUCCCUCCACAUCGCCGACCGAGAGUACGACCCGUUCUACGCCCGUCUCAGCCUGUCAAUCUUCGGAAAGACCACCGACACCUUCAGCAUCGAUGAGAGCAUCUUGACCAAAAUACAGGAGAAAGGUUGGGAACUUCGCUCCUUCGAGUUGCAAUCUAAGCCGGAGGAGGCGGUGCAGUCGUUGCUGGGACCCGAUGUCAACAAGAAGUACUUCUACAUGACUAAAGACGUAGAGCUGCAUAUGCCGAGCGAGUUGGGAGUCCCAGUCUUCUUCUACUUCAAGCAGGCAGAGUUUAUCUACGCAAAAAGGGACAAGAUGGUCCUCAACCACGGCGACAACGCAGAGCUCCACUUGGACAUCAAGCGCCACUACCUAUACGACGUGGCGUCGAACCAGAUGGUGGGCUUCGCCCCGCAGUUCAUCAGACAGGCCUUCGGAACGGGCUUUAACGCGAGGACUGUCAUCUCCUGGCCGCUCGACCUCAAGGUGACCCUUGCACCACUCGAGGGCAAGCUGAGCCUUCGCCGUCCUCUGCACCUGCCCUGGAACGUGCUCAACCACCAGUUCCUACCCUACACGUUCGGCAUGCCCUACGACAUCGUCGCGGACCCCUCGCAAGCAAUCACUGAAAUGCCCAAGCUGAUGAAGCCUCUCUACCGACCUGAAGAACUAACCGAGUUUGACCGCCACUACUUCGACGACACCUUCGGUGUCGGUCUCAAGGUCAAGGGCCACCUGAUCAAGAGGGGCCUGCACCAGGCAGUGCGCGAAGUGUACCACGACAUGUCGUGCCGGGAGCGCUUCUACUACAUGGCCGUCAACCCGCACUGGCACCCACGUGACAUCAGGAUCUACGCCAUCCCUGCUGCUCAAGAUCCCACCACCGAGCUGGACAUCGACAUUUCGUACAAGUUCUUGGAGCCCGACGACGAACGGCACAGUCACUUCAACGUCCACGACCAAAUCGGCGACGACCCCGAGGUGCCGUCCACGCACGUGCUGCGACUCGACGUAGACUUCAAGGGCGCCGCCAAGGAGCGCAAGGCCGUAGCCGAGUUGCGGUACUCCUUCAACCAUGACCUCUUCAACCACAAGCUGCAGUUCUUCUACGAGAAGACACCAUUCGGCCACCACGACACGGAAAUGAAGAUAUGCCUGGACGCAUCGGCGAAGUUCCCACAUCCUGACUGGUCCAUAACUAACAUGGCUACCUUCUACGCGGGAAAAGAAAUCGACGCUCACCUUAACGUCCACUACGGAGCCAGCUGCGAAGCAGGAACCUCCGUAAGUUUGUUGAUUCAUGCCGACCAGGACAAAACUUGA
Molecule: messenger RNA, 3273 nt
Organism: Rhipicephalus sanguineus (brown dog tick)
Lineage: Eukaryota; Metazoa; Arthropoda; Arachnida; Ixodida; Ixodidae
Product: vitellogenin-2-like
Exons: 18
Coding region: 1-3273 (1090 amino acids)
Biological process (GO): lipid transport
Molecular function (GO): lipid carrier activity
Source: RefSeq, a predicted model, not a curated record